This is a messenger RNA of Chironomus riparius, 1631 nucleotides long. The record is from the annotation of a GenBank genome assembly. NCBI's taxonomy places the organism in Eukaryota, Metazoa, Arthropoda, Insecta, Diptera, Chironomidae.
CUCAAAAGACCUUCCAGUCUAACACACCAAAACAAAAAUCAGUUACAAGAAAAAUUUAAAAUAAUCAACAGAACCUCCACAAAAGCGUAUAAAUCCCCACAUUUGCCAUCCCCUCGUUUUAUUUUGGUGAUCACAAAAAUUUACAGUACACAAAUUUUAUUGUGUUUUUUUAAUUUUACAUAGACAAAUUUAGACUUUAAAGCAUUAAAACUACAAAGAUGAUCAAUACUGGAAAAUUAGCUGGACGAACUUUGUUUAUUACCGGAGCAUCGAGAGGAAUUGGAAAGGCAAUAGCAUUGAAGGCAGCCGCUGAUGGAGCUAAUAUAGUCAUUGCUGCUAAGACUGCCGAACCACAUCCCAAACUACCAGGAACAAUUUACACAGCUGCCAAAGAAAUUGAGGAUGCCGGUGGCAAAGCAUUACCAUGUAUCGUAGAUGUCCGCGAUGAAGCUCAAAUCAAAAGUGCAGUAAAGAGUGCAGUUGAUAAAUUUGGAGGCAUUGAUAUUCUCGUCAAUAAUGCAUCGGCUAUUAGUUUAACUCCAACAACAUUGACUGAAAUGAAACGUUAUGAUUUAAUGCACGGAGUUAACACACGAGGAACAUUCUUAGUAUCUAAGGAGUGCCUUCCGUAUCUUGAAGAAUCUAAUCAUGCACACAUUUUGAAUAUUUCACCUCCAUUAAGUAUGAAGCCACAUUGGUUCUCUAAUCAUGUAGCUUAUACGAUGGCUAAGUAUGGAAUGUCUAUGUGUGUUCUUGGUAUGGCUGAAGAGUUUAAAAGUAAGAAUAUUGGUGUUAAUGCUUUGUGGCCACAGACUGCUAUUUAUACAGCUGCUAUGGAUAUGCUGUCAGGUGGAGAUAGCUCUGACUUCUCAAGGAAAGCUGAUAUCAUGAGUGAUGCUGCUUAUGCAAUUCUCGUCAAGGACCCCAAGACAUGCACCGGUAACUUCUUUAUCGAUGAGAAGGUCCUAAAGUCAGAAGGAAUCAAUGACAUGCUCCAGUAUGCCUGUAAUCCAGCUAAUGCUGAUAAACUUAUGCCUGACUUCUUCCUUGAUGACGUUUACGUUGAAGCAUCCAAAGGAUCAUCGGAAAUAGUCGAAGAAGGAACCAUCGCAACCUUAUUCAAGAAGAUCGAAAGUCACAUCACUCCAGAAGUCAUCGAGAAGACAGGAGCAGUUUACCAAUUUGAAGUUCGUGGUGAGGAGGCCGGUACAUGGCACAUAGACUUGAAGAAUGCACCAGGAAAGGCUGGAAAGGGAGCACCAGAUUCACAGCCAGACGCAACCUUAAUUAUGGAUUCAAAAGACUUUUUCAACAUGCUGAGUGGACAAUUAAAGCCAGCAAAUGCAUUUUUGAGUGGAAAAUUGAAGAUAAGCGGGGACAUGAGGAAGGCAAUGAAGAUGGAAAAGUUGAUGAGUGCUUUGAAGAAUAAAGCAAAAUUAUAAAAAAAAAAAUACUCAACUUCCAAUAAAAUACUUAAAUCUAAUUCUGCAAUCACACAAAAAAAAACAUUUAAAUUUUCUUAGGAAUGGUUUUGGUGCUUUGUCAAUAUUCUGCUACGUUAGGGACUGGUUUACUAAAAAAAACAUCAAUUUUUUAAUUUCUAACAUUGACUUGUACCUGUUCGAUACAUU